Molecule: messenger RNA, 2308 nt
Organism: Calliphora vicina (urban bluebottle blowfly)
Lineage: Eukaryota; Metazoa; Arthropoda; Insecta; Diptera; Calliphoridae
Product: oocyte zinc finger protein XlCOF6
Exons: 8
Coding region: 1-2274 (757 amino acids)
Biological process (GO): regulation of transcription by RNA polymerase II
Cellular component (GO): nucleus; chromosome
Molecular function (GO): zinc ion binding; chromatin insulator sequence binding
Source: RefSeq, a predicted model, not a curated record
AUGGAAACUUGUCGUACUUGUGCCAAAUGUGAUUUUGAUAAUGAAACCCAAUGGUUUGAUUUAUUUAAUGCUCCUCGUUGGCAACUGGAAACGGAACGCAUACAUUUAGAAUUAAAUACUUGGAAAAUAAAGAUUUCAUGUAACGACGGUUUGCCACAAAAAAUUUGCACCGAUUGUUUUUCGAAAUUUUGCACAGUCUCCUCAUUUCGUCUGCAAUGCCUGGAGGCACAAACCAUAUUAAGCAAUAUAUUCGAUAAAAUCGAUACACAAAGUAUACAGGAUGAUGAAGUUUUCGAGGGUUUUGCUAAUGAACAGGAUAACGAUCUAUUAAGUGGGGUAAAAAUUGCAACAACACAAGCAGCAGUAGCAGCGACAGCAGCAGAAGUGGUACAACAUUUAAAGUCAAUUGAGCACACAUUAGAGACAAAAGCAGAAAAGAGCACAAACAGUAAUAAUAGUAGCAGCAGCAACAGCAACAACAAUAAUACAAACAAUGAAAAUAUCAACAAUUUUAGUGAAAUUUUAAAUCUAAAUCCUAAUAACAACACCGAGGUUUCAUUUAGAGCCAUAACCAAAUUACCAGACACUGCCGUUUUAGCAAACGAAAAUAAAACACAUUUUAAUCACAUUUUAGUAGAUGAAGAAGAUGAUAUUAAUAAUAACACCAAUAACAACAAAAAUAACAGCAAUAAUACAAAUGAUGAAGAUGCCUCCACCAGUAAUCUCACUACUUUAAAUAAUAACGUAAACACAACACUACCAGAAGAUACCAACGAUUUAGAUGAAAAUGAUCUUAUAGAAGAACUUAUCGAAGAACUAGACAUCAUAGAAGAAAUCACCGAUGAAGAAGAGCCGCAUGAGGAGUUUGAUUACGACUUGGAGCAAAAUGAGGAAAACAUACCAACUACACAUAUCACCAUGUCCCAUUUUAGCGACAAUGAAGAUGAUCAUUUAGACGAUCAUUUAACAAUAUCAUUUGAAUGUAAAUACUGCUACAAAUGGAAGAAUAGUGCAGCCGAAAAUUUUCUCACCCAGCAAGAGCUAUUGGCCCACAUUACCAAAUGGCACAGCUCGGAGCAACCCUACAAUUGUCCCUAUUGCAAGCAAAUGUUUAUGGAUGCUGCUUCUAGGACAACACAUUUAAAGGACGAACACAGUCAAAAGGUGUACGAGUGUGAGACGUGUGGUAAAAAAUAUGCCGAUAAAUUCAAUUUGAAGAAUCAUGUUGAAAAGUAUCACAGUGGUACGGAUUUCGAUUGUACCCUGUGCGGCAAGAGUUUUUGUUCAAGCAAAAGUCUAAACUAUCACAUGAAAUGGCACAAUCCAGAGGAACAGUUAAAGUGCAGCUACUGUGAUCGUUUGUUUAUCAAUCAGCGGCAUUUGAAAGGUCAUGAGGAGACUCAUACGGGAUUUCGUAGUCAGGAGGUUUGUUCGUUUUGUGGUAAAAACUUUUUUCAUUUGAAAACUCUUAGAUGGCAUAUUUACCGUCAGCAUGGUGGUGAAAAACCUUAUAAAUGUGCCAGAUGUACAGAAGUUUUCACCUCAUACUUUGAAAAACGUUUACACAUGCUCGAGUAUCAUUUGGAUAAUCUAACGUUGAUCGAAAAGACCGAAUGUAUGCUGUGUCAUAAACGUUACGACAAUGAGCUGGUACUAAAAGAUCACAUGUUGGAAGAUCACAAGGAAAAUAAAGGAGCCGUUAAAAUAGCCAACAAUAAACGGGUAAUAAUGAAUAAGAAACCAAAAAGCUUUACGGGAAUAUUUCAAUGUGAAAAAUGUGAUAAAAGAUUUAAUAUGAAAUCGGCUUUAGAAAGACAUAUGGCGGUGCACUCCACGGAGGGAAGACCUCAUGCCUGUCCCCAAUGUCCUAAACGCUUUAAACGUUCGCAAGACAUGAAGUGGCAUUUGAAAACACAUUCCUCCGAGAAACCCAAUAUCUGUGAUGUUUGUGGCAAGGGAUUUGCUUUGAAAUAUGUGUUGACCCAGCAUCGCCGAAGUCAUGAAGUUUUAGAGAAGAACUUUACUUGCACCACCUGUGGAAGAUCAUAUCUCUUCGAAAAGUCAUUGCGUCUGCAUGAACGCAUACACAGUGGAAAAACUUAUUACAAAUGUGAUUUGUGCAGUGAAAGUUUUGUGACACAUAUUAAGUUUAAAUGGCAUAUGAAAAAAAUGCACGAUGAGGAAGAGGUGGCUGCUACAAAUUUAAAUCCUAAUAAAAACAAAACUAACAUUGAGCUGCCAUUGGACGAUUUGGUCAAUAUUGUGAUUACUUAGCAAUAAAUUUUACAAUUUUAGGACAAUAUUUUAC